This is a messenger RNA of Zootermopsis nevadensis, 2658 nucleotides long. RefSeq names its product Actin-related protein 8 (gene Arp8). Lineage: Eukaryota; Metazoa; Arthropoda; Insecta; Blattodea; Termopsidae. The record is from RefSeq and is a predicted model, not a curated record.
UUUGCACCGAAGCAAUACGCAACAAGUUAUAGGCGAUACACAAUAUCGUAUGGUAUACAUAUUCAUGGCAAAGCAGUCAAGGUGUUAGUUUGUGAAAAUGUUAGUCAAUGAUCAUUGACAGCCACAUAUUCUAUAAUUUUCAGCAACUUAAUAGUUGUUCGUCAGUAGCUUUAUUACUGACUAUGCGAAGUGGUUCAUUGGAUGAUACAGUAAGCCUAUCAAGCAAACCCCAUCUACAGUGAUAUGCGUAUGUUCAACUUGGUGAUACAGUAGAAAAGUUGCUUUCAACAUGGCACUGAGCAAUAAUUUUAAAAGCUAUAUCACUGUCGUUCAGGAGAGAAUGCUUCUUAUUGUAAUGCGUGUUAUUCCUGCAAGUAGUAUGUAUUGUGUGUCGCCUGUUGCUUAUUGAUGGUUGCUUAGGUAUGAAUUCUGUAAAGGGAAUACUUGUAGACAGUUAAUAAUUAAAAAUCAAAUUAGUGAACCUUCCUGAAGAAGGCAAAUUCAGGCUCAAACAAUCAUUGUGAUCCAUCCUGGAUCACUCUAUCUUCGUAUUGGUCGAGCUUCUGAUCUCAAUCCUCAUACAUUACUUCAUGUUGUUGCAAGAAGGCGAUUGCCAUCUGGGGCUCUUCAUCAUGAUACAUUCCUCCCUCAACAGGUUCCAAAGGUAGGAAAUACAAAAGAGCUGGUUCAAGGGAUGGAAGAUUCUAGACUUCAGGUGUCACAUACACUACAGUCAUGCUUACAGUCUGAUGGAAGAAGGCGAUAUGCAACACCUCCACAACAAAUAGCUGCAUUUAACAGACGUUCAAGUCCUGAAGUUAUAAGUAGUUCAGGAGGCGAGUGGAUUAAACCAGAUGGGGAUGUUGUUGUAGGAGAUGAGGUGCUGUACCUGAAUGCAGGGCAGGAUUUUAACAUACAUUUUCCUUACCAACGUGGAGACCUGUAUGUUCAUUCAGGUCCAGGUGGAUCUAUCACUGCUGUCCUAGCAAACUUAGAAACAAUAUGGACAUGGGCCAUCAGACACCGCCUUGAGAUCCCACUCAGAGAUCUGAGGCAUUAUAAAGCUGUGCUUAUUGUUCCGGACAUCUAUAAUCGACAGUACCUGAAGGAACUCACAACUCUGCUACUCUGUAAAAUUGGCUUUGGUGGUUGUUUCCUCCUCCAGGACCAUGUAGCUGCUACAUUUGGAGCUGGCCUAGGAUAUGCCUGUGUGGUGGAUGUGGGUGAUCAGAAGACAUCAGUUUCCUGUGUCGAAGAUGGCAUCUCACAUCGUAACACUAGGGUGCGUAUGGAAUAUGGUGGUGGUGACAUCACACAGACUUUUUACUGGCUGCUGCAGAAAUGUGCAUUUCCUUAUAAAACAUGCAACCCAGACAACAAGCUUGAUGCCAUGUUGCUGAAGUCCCUAAAAGAAAGCUUCUGCCAUGUUAACUUGGACAUCUGUGGAUCCCAGGAAAAGACAUUUGUGGUUCGGCAACCAAAAACUCCAACUUCGAAGUUCACUUUGCAGGUUGGAGAUGAGUGUAUUGUGGCACCACUGAGCUUAUUUCAGCCUGAACUCUUUGGAGUGACAGGACCAAAAUUAGUUCACAUCCAGCAGAGAGCUAGUGGAGAUCCUGAAGAUCCACAUGAUGAGAAUUACCUCCGAGAAACAAGUCGUCGUGGUAUGAAGGAAUCACUGGAGCCUCUGGCAGGUGGCCUAGCUGUAGGUGAUCUGGAUGGUUUGACUCCUGGUUUAGACUGCAGUGGAGGAGUGGUGCCUGGGGAAGAGGAUAUUGUUGUCGAUGCUAUUGAUUCCACUGCUCCAUCUGGUGGCAGAGAAGGUGAUGCCAAGGAAUUUGUGUUGGGGCCAGAACAGGCACUAGGAUUAGAUCAAGCUGUGUUGCAGAGCAUUGACAGAUGUCCUACGGAAGACCUGAAAAGGAAGAUGUACGGAUGUAUACUUGUAGUUGGAGGUGGAAUGAAAUUCAUUGGAAUUGGAACGUGGCUACAAAACAGGAUUUCACUGCAAAUUCCAUACAUGUACAGAGCUGAACAACUGGACAUCAUAACGAUGCCUAAGGAGAUGGAUCCUCAGAUGACAGCAUGGAAAGGAGCAGCUAUCAUGUCUUGUUUGGAAUCAGCACAAGAACUCUGGAUCUAUCCAGUUGAAUGGGAAAAGGUAGGUGUCAAAAUUCUACGGGAACGAGCUCCUUUCAUGUGGUGAGGAAAAUAAUGUGUAGUGAAUCAAGAACUGUGCAGGAGGAAAGUAAAUGUGCUUCAUUUUUUAAGGCAUUAAUGUGCUCAGAAAGGAAUGCAGACUAUGCAUGAGUUGUGAUACGAACUGUGACUCUGUGGUGAGAUGUGGAGCAUUCUUCUUUCAUGUGGUGCUUUGAGGAGUACAUUCACAGAAUGUAAAAAGAAAUGUAUAACUAUUUGCAUUAAAAAGUAUGAACUAUAAAAUCUUACAUUAUUAUUAGGCCUGGAGCCAUUUCAGGUUUUAUUGCUAGUAAGGGAAAUUUCAGGUAUUUGUAACAGUUAUAUAUUUAAAGUAAGAUUUAUCCAGACUUUGUAAAUUAAUCUUAAUAUUAACAUGACAGUUUUAAGUUAGCAGAAAUCUGUAUAAAUUAGCCAUUAAACAGUUGGUUCAUAGGCAAUCUACUGUUUGCCAUUCAAAUA